AUUAAGUAUCUCUAUUUGGUUUCUACAUUAUUAUCCUUUUCCAAUUAUCAAAUAUUGAUCAUCAUUGUUUUGGAAUUAUUUAAUUUUCUUGUUUUUAUUGAUUUUUAUCAAUAAAAUUUUCCUAUCAAUUGUUACAUCCAAAUUACAAAUACAUAUUCCUCUUCUAUGUGUAUGAUAAAAAAAACAAUCAUUGAUAUUAUACAAUUGGCUUUUACACUACUUUGAAAGUUUUGUUGGAAAAAUCAAGGAGAGUAAUUACAAUUUCAAGGCAUAUCAAAUUCUUCAACGUGGAAAAGGAAAGCAAUCUGCCUAGAAAUCAAUAAACAAAGGGAUGAAAAAUAAGUGGUAAAACUUUGUGAGCGUAAGAAACGUGGCUAGAAACAAAAUGGAUGACAUUGACUCAACUUGUACUGCUGCGCUCAUGAAGUUUUCUAUACCAGCUGUUUCCUUCAUUUGUUUAUUGAUUGUUUGUCACGUAUUACAUAUCCUUUUGAAACCUAUUUCUCAACCUAGAAUCAUCUCGGAAACCAUUGUAGGUUUAAUUUUAGGAAAUUCCCAUUUAGUGAGAUCAAAGAUAUUAUAUGUAGAAGAUGGAAUGGAAAAUAUGAGAUACUUAACAAAUUUCGGAAUGACGCUCUACAUGUUUGCUUUAGGGCUUGAGAUGGAUCCCAUGGUACUUCUCCGCAUACCCAAAAGAGAGGCUGUAGUUGCAUAUACUGGUAUGUUCUUCACAUUUGUUAUAACAAGUUGUGCAACUCCUUUCCUACGGUAUGGGGUGAAUUCAAACUACAAAUUUGAUAUUGCUUUCGCCAUAAUCCUAUCAAGUACAGGGUCUCCGUUGCUAACUCGUGUGUUAACAGACCUUAAGAUAGGUAGAUCUGACAUUGGGAAGUUCGCCAUCUCCGCAGCUGUGUACUCAGAGUUGGUAACAAUAUUCAUCAUUUGUGUUGGAUAUGUCAUAUUUCAACCCGAAAGGGGGUUCCACAUAAGAAGAAUACUUCUUCAAAGACCUGAUGAACAUGAAUACAAAGUAGGCCCCAGUCUUUUCCCUAUUGCCGCUGCAUUAUUGCUUCAAAUUAUUAUAAGCUUAGUGGCAGGACCUAUCAUAUUUAAUUGGGUUAAUAACGCCAACCCCCACGGAAAGACCUUUAAAGGAUCACAUUUAGUGCUCUCAGCUACUUUUGCAGUGUGUGUUGGUUGCAUUUCACCCCUUAUGGGCUUUGGUAAAGUGCUUAGUGCAUUCAUUACUGGGGUUUUCUUACCUCGUGAAGGGAGAAUUUCACAGUUUGUUGUUACUAAAAUUAACUACUUCUUGACCUUCGUGUUUUACCCUUACUUUUUUGUUUGGGUGGGAUCGGAAGCAAAAUUUAAUCAAUUUGAAUUUAAAAUAGAUUCUUGGGCAAAAUUGUUCGGUCUUUUUGCUUUUGGAACAGUUGGAAAGAUCAUUGGAGGCAUUCUAUCUGGGUUGAUUUUCGGAUUUCAUUGGUCUGAAUCGAUCAUGCUUGCAUCACUUCUGAAUGUCAAAGGACAUUUACACAUAUACCUCACUAUUAUUGCUAUGCAGGAACAAAUCAUUACUCAUUUAACAUGUAUAUGCAUGAUAUUAGCGAUGCUCCUCAAGAUUGUAUAUAUCCCAAUGGUUGCACAAUACAUCAUCCAACGUGCUAAAAAACGUUUGUCCAAUCAACCUUUAGCCUUGCAAUGGCAUGAUCCUACUGAACAACUUAGAAUCUUAUUAUGCUUUCAUGGGCCUGAAAAUGUCCCUUGUUUCGUUAAUUUUAUGGAGAUCUCCAAGGGGAUAAAUGACUCGGGAAUAUUAGUAUAUGCUACUGACAUGGUAGAACUUACAGACCAGAUUGCUAGCACACUAAUCUCAGGAGGGGCCGAUAACGUAGAGGUGACUGAUAAAAGAGUGAUUCAAAUUAGGGAGAAAAUCACCACUGCCCUAGAGGAAUAUACCGAGAACAAUGGAGAUAGAGUCACAAUUCGAAGAGCCAUGGCUUUGGCAACUUACAAUACCAUGCACCAAGAAAUAUGCAACUUAGCCGGGGAUUCAAUAGUCAACCUGAUAGUCCUUCCUUUUCAUAAUGGCCCUUCAAGUGACGAGCAGACAUAUACCAACCUUACAGGGUUUAGAUAUGUUAAUCGCAAGGUACUUCGAAAUGCCCCAUGCUCCAUUGCUAUCAUGGUGGAUCGAGGUUUUGGUGCGAUCAACCAAAUAUUAAACUCAUCAAGCAACACUUUGAAUACUGUUGUUAUAUUUAUUGGUGGCAAAGAUGAUAGAGAAGCAUUAGCCUAUGCUGGUCGUAUCGCUUACCAACGUGGAGUGAAGCUAACAGUGAUGAGAUUCCUCGUAGACACUGAUGCAGAAAACAAUAAUAUAAAGAAAACAUAUGAACAAGAAGAAGAGAUGAAACAAGACGAUGAAUGUUUUGCAAACUUUUACGAAAAACAUGUUGCAGGUGGAACGGUAUCCUACUUAGAGAAACACCUAGUGAAUUCAUCACAAGCCUACAACACAUUGCAAUCAUUAGAAGGGAAAUACGAAUUGUUCAUUGUGGGGCGAGGAGGUCGAGUGAAUUCAUUGCUAACAAUGGGGAUGAAUGAUUGGGAGGAAUGUCCGGAACUAGGACCUUUAGGGGAUAUACUUUCGGGGCCUAAUUUUUCCAUCACUGCCUCAGUUUUAAUCAUUCAACAACACGACCCUAAAGUUGAACCCGGAGGUGGUGCCUGAUUAUGAUUUUUCCCAUCAUGUAAAAAGUAAAAAAUAGUUGAGAAGUUAUUCAAUAUUCAUUUGUACAAGCAUUGGAAAUAUCUGAAGUGUUGUAAAAUGCAAGCUUAUAAAAUGAUGUUCCAUAAACUUGAUAGUUAUAUUUUCAACUACGCAUAUUUUAAGGACUAAAGGA
Spinacia oleracea (spinach) is the source of this 2906-nucleotide messenger RNA. RefSeq names its product cation/H(+) antiporter 28. The transcript is spliced from 5 exons. Gene Ontology annotation, biological process: regulation of pH; proton transmembrane transport. Gene Ontology annotation, cellular component: membrane; endomembrane system. Gene Ontology annotation, molecular function: antiporter activity. The record is from RefSeq and is a predicted model, not a curated record. Lineage: Eukaryota; Viridiplantae; Streptophyta; Magnoliopsida; Caryophyllales; Amaranthaceae. Bases 386 to 2734 code for a protein of 782 amino acids.